AUGACUGAUCAUAAACAACUACGGAACUGGUCACAGUUUGAUGACUAUGAAUUCAUCCAAGAAGAAAACUUGUUCUCAUUAUUCGAUCACUCACUUUCCUUCGAUUACAAUUCGUCCACUAACAACCCUUUAAGUGAUAUCCAAACCCAAACUUGGUUUUCUUUCCAAGACAUCAUUAAUGUUGAUCCUAUCUCUACUUGUUUCUUGGCUGGUGAUCAUACGUUUAUGGCUUCAGAUGAUGUUCAGGCCAUUUCUACCUUUUCUCAAGAUGUGUUUAGUGGAUCGUGGAAUGAAAUUACUGGUAAUUUCAAUAAUCAUUUUGAACCAAUUAGAAAUGAAAUGUCAAGCAUAGGGGCUCCAAACAUGGAGAUGAUAUUGCACGAGAGUAACAACACAAUGAAAGAGAUAACAUGCUAUAAGAGGAGAGAGAGAACAGAUGGAGUACUCGUCAAGAGCUUGUCAAGAGAAGAAAUCAAGCCAUACUUCUACAUGCCGAUAACUAAAGCAGCCAAAGAGCUUAACGUUGGACUAACCCUUUUGAAGAAAAAAAGUCGUGAGUUGGGUAUUUCUCGUUGGCCUCACCGCAAGCUUAUGAGCAUUCAGGGCAUCAUUACUAACCUCCUGGAUCACUUAGGAAAGACGGAGGAUGAAAGGAUCAGGAGCAAGCUGACGAAAGCUCUGAAGAUUUUGGAGAGGGAGAAGAAAAUGAUUGAGGAGGAUCCUAAUUUGGAAUUUGGGGAUGAGACUAAGAGGUUAAGACAGGCUUGCUUUAAAGCUAAUUACAAACGAAGACGGAUUUUGUCUAUUUCUAACACAUCUUUUUUUUCGUGAGAGCAAGAGCUUGCAUGUCUAGAUCAGAGACGUAGAGGAGAAAGAGGUUUAACAAACAAUGACAUGUACUAGUUUCUUUUGACGAUGAUCAAUACUUCUCAUGAAAGUGGUUUUGCGUGUAUAACAGAGCUAAUCCAGUUUUCAUCCAGUUUUUUUUUCUACUCUUUUCUUGGUUUACAAAGCAAAAAGUAUCGCUGACAAAAAAAAAGAAGCAAAAAGUAUCCUACUGAAAACAAGCAUUUUAUACUAAAUGUUCUUUAUUCUAUUUUGAUUUAGUAGUAUAUUAUUACUUGUAGGAUAAGUAGGUGUAUUUAUGUCGACUUACUUCCAAGGAAUAUUAAAAAAAAGUUUCUUCGUUGUAGUGAUUUCUUUUCCAGCUUGGUUACUUGAACUCGAACCGAAACCGUUAAGGUCUGUACUAUUGGGCUUGAAUGGUUUUAAUAUAGCCCAAUAAAACUAAUAAUCACUAACUGCCCAGUUCACCAGUUGCAUGCGUCCGAAUCCCAAUAAAAGAAUCGCUAGAGAUCAACGGUGAUUCAUUAAUUCAUCGAGAUCUACAACGAUGAUUCAUACAUUAAAGACAGCAAGAAGACACAAGCGAAAA
Molecule: messenger RNA, 1435 nt
Organism: Brassica rapa (field mustard)
Lineage: Eukaryota; Viridiplantae; Streptophyta; Magnoliopsida; Brassicales; Brassicaceae
Product: protein RKD3
Molecular function (GO): DNA-binding transcription factor activity
Source: RefSeq, a predicted model, not a curated record